AGAGGGGGCUCUGCGGGUCCCCGUGCUGAGUGGCCCCUCCUGUCCCGCAGGCACUUCGCUGGCGGGGGUGACGUACAAGGGCUACGUGGAGAUCCCCAACCUCUCGGACGAGAACAACGUGGAUGAGGUGGAGAUCAGUGUUGGGCUGGUUAAAGAUGAGCCUGACACGAACUUACUGGCCUUAAUGAAGCAAGAGGGUACGAGGCUGAUCAGAGAUGCAGUGAGCACGUACAUCAGCGCCCUGAAAACAGAGUUCACCCAAGGCAUGAUCCUGCCCACAGUGAAUGGUGAGCAGACAGAGCUAGCUCCACAGCUGACACCCAGAGCAGAGGAGCGCAAGACCACUGCUAAUACAAGCACUGCGACACCUCAGCCUAAAUCCGUAGGAGUCAAGAUCCCCACCUGUAAAAUCAGUUUGAAAGACACUUUCUUAACAUCUCCUGAGGAGCUCUACAGAGUGUUCAUCACCCAGGAGAUGGUGCAGGCUUUCACCCAUGCACCAGCAGCUGUAGAUGCUUACAAAGGAGGGAAGUUCCAUCUGCUGGAUGGCAGUGUCAGUGGAGAGUUUAUCAACCUAGUCCCGGAGAAGCAGCUUGUUAUGAAGUGGAGAUUUAAAUCUUGGCCAGGUGGGCACUUUGCAACUAUUACCUUGAACUUCAUCGAUAAAGGUGGUGAGACGGAAGUGUGCUUGGAAGGCAAGGGCUUUCCUGCCAGUGAGGAGGAGCAAACACGGCAAGGCUGGCAGCGUUACUACUUUGAGGGCAUUAAACAGACAUUUGGCUAUGGUGCCCGCUUGUUUUAACAUCAGCUGCUGGCAGGUCUCUGCCCGAAGGUUCUGCCAUGUGGACUAAUUGGCAUCUCAUCUCUCGUCUUCUGUUCUUGGCAUCACUGCUAUGAAUAGUGGGAUGGCAGCACCCUGAGGAAAGGCCACUUGUAGCCCUCACUGCUUUGUGCAUGUCUCAUGCCGUGGGGGCAUCUGUCACUUGUAUAUACAUCUAUUGCUAAAUAAACUUAACUUAAAAAAAG
Messenger RNA from Alligator sinensis (Chinese alligator), 1026 nucleotides. It is a transcript of the gene AHSA1, whose product is annotated as activator of HSP90 ATPase activity 1. Bases 185 to 802 code for a protein of 205 amino acids. The record is from RefSeq and is a predicted model, not a curated record. The transcript has 7 exons. NCBI's taxonomy places the organism in Eukaryota, Metazoa, Chordata, Crocodylia, Alligatoridae.